CUAAAGCUUAGCCCAAAUGGAGCCUGUAGGCUUUAGUCAUGUUUGUCAGCCAUCAUCUUAAGUAACAAGAGAUAAUUGUCCUGGGACAAUGUGCUGUUCUGAAAUGUCUGGCUGGGACACUGCACCCAGGUGGCCUUCACCUAGCUCCAUUAGCAGUGUUUCUUGGCAUGGCCCCUAUUGUGCUGGGCAGGUAAAAUGUGGCACUCCCUCUGAGUCACCUCUCCUUGUAUUCACACCAUGCAACAUCACCUUGCAUCAGAGCUGCUUCUCCCUACAGCCACGUCACACCGCUAGUGGGAGGUGCACGUGACAGCAGCAUGGUGAAGCUCAUGAGGCACCCAUCAGCACAUAAUGGAGCAAAGAAAUGCCUCCACUUGUAGUGACACCUGCCUAAAUUUUUUCCUCAUGCUGUUUAUUCAGGCAACCUCAAGAGACUGCUAAUUAAAAUAGAGCACAAAAAUCAAAACUAUUCAUAUUUUAUAUAUAUUUUUAAAGUAUCAUAUUAUGUUAGAUGUAUGGUUUUCUGUAGGCACACAGUUUGUGGUAAUUGGGGUGGGGCUGCAGCCGAGCCUCAUCCCCAAUGGGCACAGCUGUGAGCAGCAGGUGAGCAGCACUGACAGCAAUGAGCCAUGGAGUGCCCAGGGGCACUGACCAACCACCAAAGGGAAUAGAGGACACACAGGUGCAGUGCAUCAACAUGAGGGGUAUAAAAGGCUGGGCUGAAGAACAAGAAGGGGAGAUGCUUCCAGCUUUCUGAAGUGCUGUGGUGUUACUUUGUAUGAGCAGACAGCUGAAGCCUUCUGGUGUGGUGUUGCUCUGUACCUAAAAGGAGCUGCAUCUGGGCUAGAGCCCAGUAGGCUUUUGUGGGUCUAAGAGGCAGAGAUGUCACCUGACCUCAGUCCUGCAGGUGGCUUUAUUCCUAAAGUGCUGGGCUGUGCUCCUCUUGAAGUCUCUUGCUCCCCCUUGCUCCCAAGACCUUCUUCUGGACUUACGUGCUGCAUCAGGAGUAAUCACCUGCCUAAAAUAGUUCUGGCACACCUCAUCAGAGAGAGGACCCUGGCUUUAGAAGAACUGCCCUCUGGGACACUGCAGCCACCCCCCAUGAGCCCAUGGGAUGAAACACAGGCACUUGUUGAAAAGAGGAAAAUCACCUUAAAAGGCUGGAACAGGAAAGGUCUGAAUUCUAUGUAUUUUCUUCCAUCCUCAGCUAUUCACCAUCAUUCUGCCAGAUGAGUUGAAGUAUCUCCUCAAAUAUAGAAGAGUCCAGGAAAAUGUAAAGGUCAGACAAUGUAAGGUCAAUGGGUCAUCUAGUUGAGUCCUGCUUGAAAGCAGCUGCUGGAAAGGCAAGAAGAAAAGUUUCACAAUGAAAAAAAUACGCAGUCUGUGUUUUGUGAGUGCCUCUUCUUGGUAGUUAUGUUGCAUUAAACCCCGAAGCAUACAUUUUCCAAGGCCUCUGUUUAUUAUUUCUUUCCGCAGCAGCCACAUGAAGACACUAUGACCUAUUUUCUGCUGCGGUGUUUCACAAAGUGCUUGUUCAGUAACAUAUGCAUUGAUAUUUGCACUCUAAAGAUCUAAUGCGACACAGUGCAGUACCUCACCAAGUUUUCAAAGUGAGGAUCACUUUGAAAUCCUAACUUAAAUUAAGGAUUCAUGAAGAUAAGUACAUUUAGGGACAUAGUAUUAUGCCUUUCUUUUAGAGCACGUAUCAUUCCCCCAUGCAUGUUUUCCCAAGUAAUUUUCAUGCAAUUAUUUCCAAAAGCAAAAUCUGCCUGCAUGAAAUUCAUGAUUCAAAUAAUAUUUUCUUCCUAGAAGCCACAUAAAAUCAGUCACUGGCAGAGUCAUUCUCACUUUGUUACAAAUACUAGGCCUGCAUAAGAUAUCCUGAGGAAUAGCACUCCACUGUUUUCAUGAGCUUUGGUAGAAAGCACUCUUUCCUUGCAUGCUGUGAUGUUUCACAAUAUUGAUUUUCUCCACUAUUCUUCAUUUUAAAUCAUUUUAAAAAGUACAGUCUUUGAAUGAGAGAUGCAACUGCUGUCCCUCCUCUGACCAGUAGAUUUUCUUAUAUAUUGUCUUCUAUACAGAAGACAACAAACUUCUCAGCUUUGCUUUUAAUAAUUCCACAUAGCCAUUCCUUUUUUUAUCUUAGCCGUUCUCCCCUGACCCUAAACUGCAGGUGUUAUUCUAGUCAUCAGCAGUUCAUCUGUGUGAUUGCUAAAUUCAUUAGCUUCCCAGGCACAAAUGCAAACUAGGAUUGUUCUCACACACAAAGAAAGAGUGAAGCUCCAGCCAGGAGGACAGGAGACCUGCAAUACUCACUCUCUGGCGGACAGUAUUUUGACAGUAGCCUGGCAGGCAUGGAUUACCUGGGAAGCUGACCUGCCCUCAGGUUUGUAAACAGCCCACAGGGUAGGGCAUAUUGUAACUGUUUAGGUCCUGAAAAACUUGUUUGUGAAAUAUGUUGAUGGUCUGUGCUUCCAAUCACUUUUACUUAUCUGCUCUCAGCUGUUUAUGUGGUUACAAUACGUGUUUUAGAUGCAUGUAGGAAGAAUUUGUGCUUUGUGUAUGACCACAAAACUGAGCAGAAUGACACGGACUAGAACUGUUCAGUGACAAACAUGAACAAAGUCCACUGCAUGCUUAGGGUCACUCCACAACGCAGGAAAGGACUUGUGCACUUGGUUUGUUUUCUGCUGCCCAGCUUACUAUGACCUGAACUUAAUUUUGGUAAAUAGGUUAGUGAAACAUUUUGCUUUCUGUAACAAUUUUUAUUACUCCUUGGGAUGGUUUGAUAAACACGGGGUCAUUAAAUGUGACUAAAUAAUUCAAUUUCUCCAGAAACUGAAAAAUGUUAUGGUGCACUUCUUAGCUGUUUACUCACAGAGACAAUCUUUGCACAUAUUUAGGUGAAGUGUACCACAAAAUUCACUACUUCUGCACCCAGUACAAAACACCUUUUCCAGACUUUAUUUAUUUUUCAUAUAUGUAGAUACAUCAAUGUUCUCCAAAAGUAUUAAAUUACAUUUUGCCUAUUAAAUGAGGAAGGAAGACCAAUAUGACAAAUUGUUUGCUCUGGGAAUUGCUCAAGCAGGGCUAAUAAAUAAAAACAGCAAAACAGACAACUAUAGAGCAAAAAACCCCAACACCCAAUGUAACCCUUGAAUUCUUCAAUUGAAUCGAACCAAUUCUUCGCCUUUAAACAAUUUUGCUCUCUAAUGAGGCCUUGGUGGUAAAACUAGCCAUUGACUGCUGGUGUUAGUGUCAGUUUCUGAUGAGGGGGAAAAAAUGCAAAAAACCCAUCUUGCUUGAUGUCAGAUAUUUCAUGGCAUAUAUAAGGAAGAUUUGGGCUUUUAAGUUAAACAUUUAUGAGCAGUAACCACAAUCCUGGUUUGGAAGCACACGUUUCUUCCUGGUAAGGAUGUAAGAGGUUUCAAUAUGUCACAGGGAUAUCAAAGGCAACAGAACACAAUAGAAGGGGAGGAAUGCUUUCUAAUGUCCUGUCCCAAUUUCUGAAGGAUUUUCUCUCUUCUUACUCAUUCAGCACUCUGCUUUGCUUGAGUUGAAAGUACUAUAGAAGCUAAAGGAAACACAUCACAAAUAAAUUAUGCUUAAUUAUGGCUGCAAAUAUAAAAAGAUAAGGAAAUUCAACAGAAAAGGUACAAAGGUGGAUUUUAAUCAUAUGUGUACACUCAGCUUUGACUGAAGAUGAGACUUGCAUACACUGCAAAUCUACAGGCCUUAAGAUCUGUUGGUUAUGCAUUAUACAUCUGAAACAAAGUCUAAGGAAUUGAGUUCAUAUUGCAGCUUACUUAUAGAAAUUACUGGUGUGAUCUGAGAGAAACCACAGCACUGAGAGUUUUUUCUUUAGGAUGAGCAUUACAAUGAAAAUGAGCCCUCUUUCAGGACUAAAGUUAGAAUAUCUUUACCUUUCCUGAAAGAGUGGUUGAGGAACAGUCUUCAUAAACAGUAGCACUGUGGAUCUUAGUUUUAUUGCUGGGACCAUGGUGUUCAAUACUGGAUAUUUUAUCUGGCUUAGUUUGGAAAUAGCUCUGAUGAUGCCAAGAGAAGCUGGAUGGGGACAGAGUUGGUGUGAUUCAAAUUUCCUGUAUUUUCUGGGAGGUAUCCUGAAAUAUAGAGAAAAAAAAUCCAAAAGCUCUAGGCAGGAUAGAAGAGCAUGUCCUCACUCUGCUGUAUCCACAUUAAAGAAGGCAUUUCUGAGUCAGAAGGAAAUUUAGUAUGGAAGAUGAGUGGAUGUGCUUCAGUCAGGCAGGCAGAGAUGAAUGCUGAGGUUUGAAGGGAAACACUGGAAUACAGUGACACAGCAACACUGUGUAACCAAAAGCAGUCCUAGUGAGUGUUGCAAGGCUUGGAGGCUUCAUUUCAUCAAAAACCAUAAGGAAAGAGGAAUAAUCUUUUAGUUUACUUCAGUUUACUACUUUAGUCCACUCAGCAUGUAGUAUUAUCCUGUGCAUUUCUCAUUGUCUAAAAUGGCAAAACCAGGUGAAACAAAAGGACUUUCCUCCUCCUUAUUCCCCACCUGCACAGUUUUGUGCAGCCUUCCCAUGUCCUCUGCUUAACUUGAACUAAAGGAGGAAAUCAGCUGAUACUCUUUGACUGUAAAUUAGAGUAGCAAGGAAUUGAACUUACUUCUUUCAUUUAAAGUUUCAUCUCUAAACAACAGUUCAAUCUACUUCUGAAACCAGUCUGAGAACUACUGUAAGGCAUGUAAUUGGUACACCAGAAAUCAAGCAAAUAGUCAGAAAUAAUUUAUAUUAUUGUCCUUGCAGACCUAGGUGGGUAAAAAACAGUUCUGCUUCCAUCCAGGAGACUGCAGCAGAAAAUGGCACAUACAGUAUCUGUGGCCCAAUGAGCAAAAAAAAAAAAAAUCAGCAAUGCAAACCCCUUCAGUUUGGCUGGCAUUUGAAACUGUUAAGGAAAACUAUGCUAUCAGUUUUAGAGUGGCUGUUAGUCUGCAGUACAGAUUUUCUACUGACAGUAGAUUAUUUUAAAUAUUUUAGGAGUGGACAUAAUAGUAUCUUUCCAAAAGUAUCUGCCAGGUCCACCAAUCUGAAAACCAAACCUCUAAAUAACUUUUAAAAUAAUCUCUAGAUAUGCCCCUAGUCUUUGCUAGAAAUAAUGAUGUGUAUUUUCAGGCCACGGAGUUUUCUUUCUCAAAGUUUUGCAGAGUUCAGGGAAUGUCACAAACACAACCACCAUUAAGUUGCAACAUUCACUGUGACUUUUUCUAAAACAGUAACCUUUAAUACAGUAACCUUUAGUAUUGUAUUUUUGACUUUUCCCUUACCUUAGAAAACUUCCAACUACAUACUUUCUUUUCAAAGCUUGGCCAGGCUCCAUUUUGCUACUGUUAGCAUAACCUUAGGCACAUGCUGUGAGGCUUGUAUGUAAUACCCUUUAGACCUGGGAUGUCAUCCAUCUUCUCACAUCCAGGAUGGUGUCAGAUCAUCUGUAUUCUUCCCCUAAUGUGACUGUGAAGGACAAAGGCGUGAACCAUAAAUACACAAAGCAGCAGAUAAGAAGUGAAACAUCAGAAGGAGAGAAAUGAAAACCAUGAGAUCUAAAAAUCUGCAUGUGAUGCAGUUCUGUCACUUGCUGCAGGUGUUCCCACUAAAUGGCCUCUUGGCCCAUUUUUCUGAGUGGAGAAAAGUUCUGUGAACUUGCCCAGCAAGGCUCUCUCUUCUGCGUGCUGCAGCAGUGCUUUCAUUCUUGUCUUUCGGUCAAUAUGUAUUAAAAAUAACAUGGAGAGACAGUAAAUUGCUUGGAACAUUGAGCAUGCAGCUGUCACUCAAUUUCUUUUGCACUCUUCUGUCAGAGAUGCUCAGGCACUUUUAGGAAAUCCCAAUGGGGUUUACUCAUAGUUAGUUAAUUAAAAAUUUAAACUUUCCUUAAAAAACUCAGGUACCUGCUCAGUUUAUGGACAUUUUGGUCAAUAGCAUAUUAGACCUAUACUUGUCCACUUCCCAACAGAUAUUGAUUAGUGCUUGUGUUCACUUGGUUCCCUGGUCAUCUCUUUGGAGGUAUUGUUACAACAGGUGAGACUAUCUCAGCUGUUCCACACAUUAAUACCAGAGACUGGGGACAUAACCAUGCCAUGGAGAAUUACUAGAGAGGAUUUAAUUUCUAAAGCAAUAACGUGUAACUUAGUGGUUAAAUGGCACCUGCACUUUGCAGAUAAACUGUAAAGCCUAUUUAGUUUGACAAAGCACUUAUUAGUGAGUAUAAUAAGUAUACUUAUUUCAUUUGGAUUUAAAUGCCCAUCAAAAGUUGUGGCACGUUUUGAGUGAUCAUUUUGCCAUUCCCUAAAAACAAAUGCUUGUCUCACUCAAGAAAAUUAAUAAACUAGAAGUGUUCUAAAAAGUAUCCUAGUUAGGAGAAGAGGGGCAUAAUUAUUUUCCCAAAGCAUCAUAUGCACACCAUAUGUUCUGUGCCAGAUCUAUCACAGGGUAGUCUGAUAACCCUGUUGACAACUCAGUCAAGUGAGGUUAGUUCUGGUUAAAAAAAAAGCAGUGCAAGACAUGGCAAGACACUCUGAUCUGCUUAAAUGAUCUGCUAAAUAAAUAGAAUGGAAAAAGACAAAGCCAGCUCAAAGUCUGAGACAUUAGUGUGCUGGCAGAGCUUGGUGUUACUCAAUAUAACAACAGUGGAUGAGAUGAUCGAUUCAUACCAGUGAGGGUUUGGGACACAUGAUUGGUCUGGAACAUGUAAGAGAAGGAGGAUAUGGCCAGGCAUGGGCAGUAUUUGUGGUAUAUGAAAUCACUAAAUGAUUUUCACUGGCCAGUAAUGUGCACUACACAGUUUUGCAAUAUUUUGAUCCUAGCAAAACAUCUUAUCCCUUCUGGAUACUGGAUUUUGUAAACACUUUCAUAGAAGCAUCUUUCAUAGAAGCAUAGAGUUGAAAGAGACUCAUCAGGAUCAUUGAGUCCAACUCCUGCCCAUGUGCAGGCCACCCCAAGGGUCCCAGCAGGUACCUGAAAGGUUGUCCAAACACAUCUUGAAUUCUGUCAGGUUUGGUGCUGUGACCACUUCACUGGGGAGCCUGUUCCAGUGCCCAGCCACCUCUAGGUAAAAAACCUUUUUUCUAAUAUCUAACCUAAACUUCCCCCAACUCAGCUUCAUGCUGUUUCCUCAAGUCCUGUCACUAGUCAUGAGAGUGAAGAGUGUCUGCCCCUCCUCUUCCCCUCAGGAGGAAGCUGUAACUGGAAUGAGGUCUCCCUUCAGUCUCCUCUUCUCCAGGCUGAGCAGACCAAGUGACCUCAGCUGCUCCUUGCACGGCUUCCCCUCAAGGCCCUUCACCAUCCCCAUGGCCCUCCUUUGGACACUCUAAUAGCUUCAUGUCAUUUUUAUUGUGGCACCCAAAACUGCCCCCAGCACUCAAGGUGAGGCCACCCCAGUGCAGAGCAGAGUGGGACAAUCCCCUCCCUUGCCUGGCUGUCCCUGAUGUCCCCAGGACAGGGUUGGCCCUCCUGGCUGUCAGGCCCCUGCUGGCUCAGAUCCAGCUUCCCAUAAACAGGACCCCCAUGUCCCUUUCCUGCAGCACUGCUCUCCAGCCUCUCGUUUCCUAAUCUGUACCCACAACCAGGGUUGCCCUGUCCCAGGUGCAAAAUCUGGCACUUGUGCAGAACCCGGCACUUGCCCUUGUUAGACUUCACAUGGUUGGAGAUUGAUUGACCUCUAAUUUGUCAAGGUCUCAGCAGGGCCUCUCUGCCCUCCAGGGAGCUGACCAGGGAGUUCUUCCAAUUUGCACAAUUAUUUGGAGAACAAAUAAAUUAAUACUUUUCCUGCAUCACCUCAUGCAAGGUAAAUGUGGCCAUUUAGUGAGACCACAUUCCUGCACAUGUGUGCACUGUCAGG
Passer domesticus (house sparrow) is the source of this 7869-nucleotide messenger RNA. RefSeq lists its product as uncharacterized. The coding region runs from base 883 to 1233 and encodes 116 amino acids. The record is from RefSeq and is a predicted model, not a curated record. The transcript is spliced from 6 exons. Lineage: Eukaryota; Metazoa; Chordata; Aves; Passeriformes; Passeridae.